GGCCAACUUUGGAAGACUUGAGAUAUCCAAGUCUUUCUAGUGGUAGCUUUAAAGCCCAAAAUAUACACCAGUGAUGUGUAUAGAGAGCAUCAUCACUCACAAAUCACAAUGCUAAUUUAUUUGCUUCUUCAUCUUCUCACCAUCUCUUUAAUUUCAUCUGCAAAUUUGACUGAUGCAUACAAGCAAUGCCUCCAUCACCAGAAAACACUGUUACUUGAGCUGAAGAGCAACUUAACGUUCGAUUCUUCCAUUUCAAGAAAACUAGUGCAAUGGAAUCAAACCAAUGAUUGCUGCGAGUGGGAAGGUGUGGAAUGCGACGCUGCAGGCCGUGUUAUAAAUUUGCAGCUCGACUACGAGUCUCUUUCAGGUACCAUUGAGAAACUAUCUACCCUUUCAAGGCUUAUGUACCUAGAGAGGCUAAACUUAGCAUACAAUUCACUCAAUGGGAGCAUCCCACUCUCUCUCUUUGGCCUUCCCUUGUUGCAGCAACUUAAACUUUCUAACAACAAUUUCAGUGGCCAUGUUGAUGAGUUUCCCUCUCUUACUCUCUCUCACUUGGAAGAGCUAGAUUUGAGCAGCAACCAUCUUCAAGGCCCUAUUCCUAACUCUUUCUUCAAACUCCAAAGCCUUCAACUUCUCUCACUUGCUAACAACCUCUUCAAUGGCACUUUUCAACUCAACAAGAUCAGAAAGCUUCCCAAUCUCACAACUCUUGAUCUGUCUCACAAUAACUUGUCUGUUGAUGCAAGCAGCAUCAGCUCAAGUUUUCCACAGCUUUACCAAUUGAGCCUUGUUUCUUGCAAUCUUUCCAGUUUCCCUAAUCUGAGAAACCAAUCCAAUUUGAGAUUCUUGGACCUCUCAAACAACAGAAUUGGAGGGGAAAUUCCAAACUGGAUUUGGGAAAUUGGUGGUGGAGAAUUUUGGCAACUCAAUGUCUCCAAUAAUCAAUUGGUGGAUCUACAGAGGCCUUACAGAAUUCCUGAUUCUCUUCAAGUUCUAGACUUGCACUCGAAUCAGCUCAGUGGCGAGCUUCCCCUGCCUCACGAACGAGCUUUGUACGUAGACUACUCAAACAACAAGUUCAACGAGCCCAUUCCCUUCAACAUUGGAAACUACCUCUCAAAUCUCAUUUUCUUCUCUGUUUCAAACAAUCAUUUGAGUGGAUCAAUUCCAACCUCCCUCUGCUAUGCUACAUACCUUCAAGUUCUCGACUUGUCUUUCAAUAACUUGAGCGAUACCAUACCUCCGUGCCUCUUUGAAAACACUCAGAAUCUCGGGUUCAAUCUGAGGAGCAACAACAUCAGUGGUCACAUCCCAGAUAAAUUCUCCGAAAAUUGUGGCCUAGAAACUUUGGAUCUCAAUGGCAACAAUUUAGGAGGGAAACUCCCAGGAUCUGUGGAGAAUUGCAGCUCGUUAACCGUGUUGAAUGUCGGAUACAACAACAUCGAUGACAGUUUCCCGUGCACGCUACCCUCUAGCUUGCGCGUGCUUGUCUUGUGCUCCAACAGAUUCCACGGAGAGAUCAGCUGCGACAAAGACUGGCCUGAUCUUCAGAUCAUCGACAUAUCUUCCAACAGCUUCACCGGCUCUCUCUACGAAGUGGGAUUCUCGAGGUGGAGGUCGAUGAUGCUAGACAGUGACGGGCAGUCGAGGCACGAGCAACUCCACUUCGACUUCCUGAAUCUGAAAAACCUCUACUACCAAGAUGAGGUGACAUUAACCAUCAAAGGAUCACAGCUGAAGCUUGUCAAGAUUUGGUCAGAGUUCACAUCUCUUGAUUUCUCUUGCAAUGAAUUCCGAGGAGGGAUACCGGAUGCAAUAGGUGAUCUGAGCUCGCUUUAUCUUCUCAACUUAUCCCACAACGCCCUCACGGGAGGAAUCCCAAGAUCGUUGGGUAAGAUGGCGCCGACGCUUGAAGCACUGGAUCUCUCAGUAAACCAGCUGAGUGAGAUGAUUCCGGUGGAGAUUGGACAGUUCGGAUUCCUUCAGGUUUUGAAUCUGUCCCACAAUAAGCUGGUCGGAAGGAUCCCACGGAGUCAUCAACUCGACACGUUUGAUUAUCUUUCAUACGUUGGAAACGCGGGACUAUGCGGUUUUCCUCUCGGCAUAAGCUGCAGUGACGAUGAUUCGCCGAAAGUUGAGAAGAUGGAGCCACAUGGGAAGUCGGAGAAGGAGAUGAAUUAUAUAUGCGCUGAGGUUGGAUAUGCUGUGGGAUUAGGAAGCACAGUGUGGCUGCUUCUGCUUUGCCCAAGUUUGAGAGAGAGGUUUUUUGGGAAAGUAGAUGAGGUUCUUGCAAAUAUAUGUGAGCGCCAACGCAGGAAAAGAAGCCAUAGAAGAAGAAGAAGAGCAGCGAUGAGUGCUAGGAGACAAUAGUGCUCAUAAUGCUAUUUGGAUUUUGUAACAGACUAUAUAGCAUGUUUUUGGAUAUUGUGUUUAUUCUCAUUUGCAAAUUAGAGUUUAUAAAUUACUUUU
This is a messenger RNA of Salvia miltiorrhiza (redroot sage), 2472 nucleotides long. Its product is annotated as receptor-like protein 47. The record is from RefSeq and is a predicted model, not a curated record. NCBI's taxonomy places the organism in Eukaryota, Viridiplantae, Streptophyta, Magnoliopsida, Lamiales, Lamiaceae. Gene Ontology annotation, molecular function: protein binding. Bases 109 to 2373 code for a protein of 754 amino acids. The transcript has 2 exons.